CUACCAAUGACAACGUCGUUGGGAUUGUUUACGCACAUUUCUAGGUUAUGUAAAAUGUCAAAGGCUGGCUUGCUGCAGCAAUACAAAAAAGAUGUAGAAAACGUUAAAAACUGUGCCAAAAAUUUAGGUUUAAGCGAUGGAGAAGUCGACAGGAUUAUCGAGGAGAGUUUUAGCGAAAUAAACGAACAAAAAUGCUCAAAAACAAAGUCUCAAAAAUGUUUUUAUUGGAUGAAAUUGUUUGGGGUGGUUCUAUUUAUUUUAAUGUUUGUUUAUGUGAUGUUGAAUGUGAAUCAAACCACUUCCAGUAUUGUGUUGAGGAAUGUGCAAGGGUUAAUUUAUCCUGGCAUGAAAUUAGUUAGGUUUUUAUCAGUGCCAAUUAUAAAGGUUUUUCCAUCGUUAACAGAUUUAUAUGAUGAAAGUUGUUUGGUGGAAAAUCCGUUUUUCUAUGUUUCUGAUUUGGACUGUACACCAUGUAAAAAAGUUUAUUCAGUUAUUGAUUUAACAAAUAUUGAUGUUGACGAAACUUUUCAGUCAGGAGGUCCUUUUAUUACUAUGACCAAUCAAAUGCCUGUUAACCUGUCAUAUCUACAAAAAUAUAUCAAAAACAACAUAAAUAUCUUAACUGAAGAUGUUAGACGAUUUACAUCUAACAACAAAAGUAUUAGCACAUUAAAAGACUUAAUUAACACGAACGAAAAAACAAUUAACACCUUAAACUUCCACUCAACAUGGAAAAUAAACAAAAUGAAUCCAGCAAGAAUUGUUCGCAAAAUAUUUCCCAGACCAAAUUUUAUAUCGAAAUGGUCGGGUCAAAGUGUAGAGAGGUUUAUAAUGGUGGACAGCCCUAAAUCUGAGCCCUACUUGCUUCCAAACACUGAGUGUGGUUACGUUUUCGUGGUACAAGCCUUUGGGCAAAGAACUAUAGUAUUAAAACCUGCCAAUGAAUGUAAAAGGAGUUGCAAAACGCUUUCUGUUGUUUUAAAACAGUCAUAUGUUUUGUCAUACAAUUGGUGGUAUUGGAGACCUAUAAGUCUUCCUAUGGAGAAUUCUACAGAAACUUCCAUUACUUAUGUAAAUUCUUACUGCUAAAACUGCCAUAUUACAAAGAAAACCAUUUUGUAUUUAAUAAAUUUAUAUUUACACAAAAAAAUA
This is a messenger RNA of Brassicogethes aeneus, 1152 nucleotides long. The record is from the annotation of a GenBank genome assembly. NCBI's taxonomy places the organism in Eukaryota, Metazoa, Arthropoda, Insecta, Coleoptera, Nitidulidae.